CAAUGUCAGUAUCUUCCGUCCUAUUCUGUUUCCGUCCCGAGAUUGAAGUUUUGUCUUGUCUGUUCUGUUUUGUUUAUUAUCGGAUUUUUAGGGACCCAGAUUAAUCAAUAAAAAAAUCUAUUAUAUUAUAAAUAACAUAACAAUACCUACAUACUUUGUCUUCUAGUAGCAGUGGUAUAGGUGUUCUUAAUUGUUAGAUCAGCUGAGUUGAGUUAAUGUUUUGUAUUUUUAUGAGAUUUUGGAAAUCGGUCGGCAUUUCUCGUAAAUUUUUAGAAUAAUACUACAUAUUGAAUAAAUGAUUAUAGAACUCAUAAUAAGCAGUGUAUUCAAGACGAUACGAGUACAAGUACAUUGAUUAUUGUAUUACUAAGAAAGGGAAACGUUUGAAAUCAGGACGGCGGAAAGCGCCGCAGAGGCCGAGGGGCGCCAGCUCCCGGACACAAUGUGGGACUCCUCGGCGUUCCUGGGCGCCCUGACGCCGAAGUUCUAUGUGGCGCUGACGGGCACCUCGUCGCUGAUCUCGGGCCUGAUCUUGAUCUUCGAGUGGUGGUAUUUCCGAAAGUAUGGGACGUCGUUCAUCGAGCAAGUGUCGCUGACGCACCUCGGGCCAUGGCUGGGCGGCGGCGGCGCGGCUGAGCCGGAGCCGGCGGGCGAGUGCAAGGUGUGGCGCAACCCCAUGGCGCUGCUGCGCGGCGCGGAGUACGGCCGGCUGUGGAGCGUCGCGCGCCGGGCGCCGCUCACUUACUACGACAUGAACCUGUCUGCGCAGGAACACCAGGCCUGGUUCUCGUGCGGAGCUGAGGGUCCCGCAGAGGAGGCGAUGGCGCGCGCGUGGCGCGAGCGCGAGCCCGGCGCGCGCGUGGCGGCCGCGCGCGCCGCGCUGGCGCUGCGCCCCGACUGCGCGCCGGCGCUGCUGCUGCUGGCGGAGGAGGACGCGCCCACCGUGCUCGAGGCUGAGAGGAUUCUGAAACGCGCGUGGCGUUGCGCGGAGGCGGCGUGGCGAGCGUCGGCGUGCGGCGGCGCGUCGUCGGAGGCGGCGCGGCGCGACGCGGCCGUGCUGCUGCACGUGAAGCGGCGCUGCGGCGUCGCGGCGCGCCGCCUGGGCCGCCUGCGCGACGCCGCCAGGCUCUUCCGGGAGCUGGCGCGCGACGCCACGCCCGCCUCGCCCGCCACUAUGGCGCACGAGAACCUCAUCGAAGUGCUGCUCGAACAACGUGCUUAUGCUGAUGUUCAGGCGGUGCUGUCGCGCUGCGCAGACUCAGCCAGCACGCUGUACACGAGCGCGCUGCUGCGCGCGCGCGCGGCGCUGGCGGCCGCGGGCCAGCCCGCCGCGCGCGCCGCCGACCUCGCCGCCACUGAGGCGAUCCGGCGCGCGCUGGAGUACAACCCGUUCGUGGCGGACUACCUGCUGGAGCUGCGGCCGCUGACGCUGCCGCCCGAGCACGUGCUGCGCCGCGGCGACUCCGAGGCCGUCGCCUACGCCUUCUUCCAUCUGCGGCACUGGAGACACGCGGCGGGCGCGCUGCAGCUGCUGGCGGCGACGCUGGCGGCCGCGCCGCCGGCCGGCGGGGCUCACUGCGCCGCCUGCGCCGACCGCGAGCUGCUGCCGGCGCAUCACGCGCGCGCGCGCCCCGGUGAGUACCAGCUCCUGCUAGCGGCUCUCCGCUUGCAUUGCUUUGAGAGUGUGUGUGUGUCCAACGUGUGUGUGUGUGCCGCAGGCGGCGCGGCGGGCGCGCCGGCGCUGCUGCCGCUGGCGGCGGCGCUGUGCGCGCUGGCGGCGCUGCUGGCGCUGGCGGCGCACCGCUGGCCGGGCGCGGCGGCCGCGCUGGCGCGCGCGGCGGCCGCGCUGCUGGACCCCGCGCGCCUGCACCGGCUGCUGGCCGCCGUCUGAAGCUUCCGGCCGCUCCGGGCGUCCCCUUCGCCUCUCAGCUCGCCACGAUUGCCUUGAGGCUUUCAAAAUUCGCCUGUAAGAACUAUGUAAAUCCUGUGGAUGUGAAAAUUUGUGAGCGUUAAGAUGGAUCGACCAAUUCCCUGAUCGUUGUCAUACUGUUUGGUCCAUUUCGCUUUCCCGGUUAUUUCGCUGAGCCGAUUUUUAUAAAAUUUGGUAUAUAAAUUGCUGACGAUCCGAGACUAGUAUUUUAAAAUAAAUAAAUAUUUAUUGAUUCUCAUAACAGAUAUCAGUACUGAAGGCGUACGCUGUAUCACGCGCAGUCGUAUUAUGGGGCAUUUAAAACCAAAUAAUGGAGCGUCUCAGCCAUCUCUAUCGCAAAUGUGGUGUGUGACAGAGAGGUUGAACACCUCGCGUCACACAGCGGCCGCAGUCUCGUGCUCAUUCUUCACGUACAGUGACGGUCAAAGCGAUUCAAGCGCGAUGUGUAUCUGUAACUCUUUAUUAUCUGGCGAAUUACUAUACUAUAUCGGAAUAAUUUCAAGUUGAAUUCGAAUUGUAACGGUUCCGUACCUUGAUUAUAUAAGCCAUAUGUAGGGUUUUUCAUUUUCGGGCAUCGUUCUGUCGGUUCAAUCUACACAGCUAGUUAGCUCCGAGGUGACUGAACCGAAUGCACGCACAUCAUUAUCAUAUCGAGUGUGUUAUUAUUAACACUGGUGUCAGAUUCAAGUCGCCUAAAGGCAUCUGACAUGACUUUUACGACUACGUACCGCCAUCUAGUGGCAGGUGUAUGCAACUCAUACACACUAGUGAACUAAAUUGUCCACAAGUGUGCAGGUUGUUUUCCUUCACCGGAAGCAAGUGGUGGUCUAUGAAAACUACUAUAUAUGGGUCAGAUUGGUAUACAAACUCAUCUGGCACGAGUGGGAUACGAACCUGAGACCUUUUGAUCCACAGGCGGGCGUCUUAACCACCACCGCUUCAAAUCAAUAAUACACAUGUAAUCAAUUGAACUGAAUCUCAUACCCAUGUAAGUGUAUGAUCCAAAGACGGACAUAUUUACUUAAGCUACUUUUCGUCUAUAUUUUUGGGGUAAAAAAAUGUUUCGUAAAACAUUUCCUUUAAUCAAUGGAAAGUGCUUGUUUUGAGGAUCUCAACUAUAUAUUUAUAUAACAUCAAAAAUUCAUAAAAAAAUAGCUAUAUAUUUGGAAUCCUCAAAACAAAUCCUUCAGUUGGUAUAUCAUACAAAAUAUUUUUCGAAACUGUUUUUUAAUCUUGUAAUUUAUCACUCAAAAUUAGCUCCCAAAAUAAACCAUUAUGUUUGUCGUCCGUACUUGGGUCACGGAUUUAUAUGUUUUGACAGUUUGCUGAAGACGUGAAAGCUUUCCUCUUGUUGCUCUUAUUAAAAUUGUAAUUCGAAACUAAAUGUAUAGGUGUGGUGUGUAGUUCGUUUACUUAAUUUAAGUAGUACAUAAUAUCUAUUUUACUUAUUUAUUUUACAAAAAUGACAUUAAUAAAUAAUUAAAUGAUUAUGUAAGUUA
Messenger RNA from Plodia interpunctella (Indianmeal moth), 3429 nucleotides. RefSeq lists its product as uncharacterized. NCBI's taxonomy places the organism in Eukaryota, Metazoa, Arthropoda, Insecta, Lepidoptera, Pyralidae. The transcript has 6 exons. The record is from RefSeq and is a predicted model, not a curated record. The coding region runs from base 443 to 1891 and encodes 482 amino acids.